Vespa mandarinia (Asian giant hornet) is the source of this 697-nucleotide messenger RNA. RefSeq lists its product as uncharacterized. NCBI's taxonomy places the organism in Eukaryota, Metazoa, Arthropoda, Insecta, Hymenoptera, Vespidae. The record is from RefSeq and is a predicted model, not a curated record.
GGAGUCGUGAUAAAUUCUAAGAAAAGGAACUUCAAAAUAUAAUAUUUCUUGAAAAUGAAAAGUGCUAUUUAUAGUAAGAAAAUUAAAAAGUCUUGUGAAAUGUUUCAAUUAAAAAAUUUCCAACGUUCUACUAUGCCAUUGGUUAUCGCGAAUUCGUUCGUUAGCAUUAAAAUAUUUUGUUAAUCGAACGAUUAAUACGAUUGGCUUUGUUUAUGUUAUUUGUUGUUUAAUUUAUUAUGGUAUCUUAUUCUAUAAGUUUAAGGAUAUGUUAGGUAUUUUUAAGGGUGCUGAUAGAUCAGUUGCGGCAGGAAUAAUGUCCACAAUUACAUUUGUUGGUAACGCCUUUUUCUAUAUCAUAACAAUUUUCGACGAUUUAACGAGGAAAAAGGAAAUAUUGGAUAUUUCUACGCGUGUUCAAGCAACAGUAGUGGGAAAAAUAAUCACCAAAUUUCGGUUUAUUAAUAACGGCUUUGUCUAUAUCAUAGUAAUUUUUGCUGGUAUUUCGAGAAGAAAGUGGAUUAAAUUGUUCGUAAAACAAUUGGAAAUUUGUACACGAGAAAUUGAUAAACUGAAUGUACCGAAGAAUUAUUCCUCUCUUUUUCGUUAUCAAUGUAUCAUAGGAGUAUUUGUUAUUUUUAUGAUAGCAAGUCAAUCGAUUUAUUUAUUAUCAAAUACAUCAGCAUUUACUAAAUCCUAA